CGCUCGCGCUCAGUGUGCUACUGAAAUUCGAAAUACAAUAUCAGCCUUCGCAACCCACUUUCUCUCUCUAACAGACACACACACGGACAAGACGGAGAAAAACGGUGUCAAUGGCGAGCGAGGCGUCACUCUCCGACUCCGUCGACCCGCUGAGGGGAAUCAGUGGUCCACUGCUCUUUCCCCGCACCAUUAGACCGUCUGUCGACGUUCCGGUGCCGGUCGAUCCCAAAGACCUAGAUUCCAUCCACAAUUUCAUGAAAUCUUUGGAGUUAAGGAGUCCUGAAAAGCUCAUGAAUGAGGCCAAGAGAAUUGUGGAUGGAGGAGCAGAGUUUCUUGAAUCUAAACUUGGUAGUUUUGCUGAAAAUGUGGGCAUCACUGAUGCCAAUGCUGCAAAAGGGAAGGACAGACCACAAGAACGAAGGCCAGGUCUCCGCCUUGAUCGCAAGAGGGCUACAUUUUCUUUGAGGACCAGUGUUAGUCAGCCUUCAGUGAGCUUGGAGCCGACAUUGAACAUAGACCAACUUCAUGACCCAGAUGAAUUUUUUGAUGCUUAUGAGAGGAUGGAAAAUGCCAAAAAGGAAAUACAAAAACAGUUGGGUGGUAGCAUAGACAAUGUAAACCUUUAUGAACCAUCGAAUACCGCACGUCGCCGUCGACCAGGAAUUUUGGGUUACAGGAAGUCAUAUAAUUAUAAGCACCGCUACUCAUCAGAGCCUUCCGAAAACGAUAUGUUGAUGGCGUCCCAGAAAGCAGUGGAUCAGGACAUUCCAAGUGCACCUGAAGAUGAGUUACAAGAAAAGUUGGUGCAUCCAGAUCCAAAUCCUGAUGCUGAUUUAGCGGAAGUCGAACCAGCUGUAUCUACGAAGAAGACAGACAAUGAAGUGAGUGAUAUCUUGGAGGAAUUGUUAUCCUGUAAUAAUGAAGAUUUAGAGGGCGAUGGGGCUUUGAAUAUCUUGCAAGAAAAGUUGAAGAUCAAACCUCUUGAUCUGGGGAACCUAUACAUUACUGAAAUACCUGAUGAUGGAAGAACCAGUAUAUCUACUGUGACAGCAAGUUUGCAAAAACCUUGCAGGAGUUCACUGGUUAUUGAUAGUGUGCUGAAAAAUUUGACCAUGAAGUCACCUGUGGCAGACCCAGUUAAACCUGUAUCUUCACCAACUCCUCCAAGAAGUCCCUUUGCCUCUUUGUCUUUAUUGCAAAAGAGAAUCUUGCAACCUAAUCCCUUGAGAGAUCCAUUUUCACCAACACAUGUUGAUCUUUCUGCAUGCCAAAAUGCCUUUCCUGGCCCGUCUAAGGAUAAGCUACUUGAUCAGGUUGAUGUACCGAAAAUUUUGGGCAUGUCUAAUCAGUUGGAGUCCUGUAUAGAGGUUGAUAAUGCAGAACCUACAGUUUCUAAUACGGAUGCAGAGAAAGUGAUGGAAGAUGCAGAUAGUCUUCCUGAGCAGUUUGCCUAUGAGAAUGCGGGCGUACAAAGCUCAAAUGCCGAUAGCAGGACGCAUGAAGAAUCAGGCAACAACAUUGAGGAAACAAUGAACAAUGAUGCCAAUGGAUCAAAACCUUCUGAACUUGAAGAUGAGGCCAGAGAUGAUACAUCAAGCAGACGACCAAAUGAUCCAGAACAACAGCCGGAGGUACAUCAAGCCAAGCUACCUAGAGGAAAAAGAGUAGCAGGUGAAAAACGCAUCAGAAAGGCACAUCCCAUGAGGAAAAGUCUUGCAGAGUCUGGUACAUCAUUUGAAGCUGGAGUAAGGAGGAGCAAAAGAAUUAAGAGUAGGCCUCUGGAGUACUGGAAAGGAGAGAGAUUCUUAUAUGGGCGUGUGGAUAACAGCUUGAAGCUGAUAGGAGUAAAGUAUCUCUCCCCUGGGAAGGACACAGACAAUCUGAAAGUGAAGCCCUAUAUCGCAUCACAAUCGUCUGAAUAUCAGGAGCUCCUUGAACUGGCAGCUCGCCAUUGAGUCUCCUUACAAUAAUCUAAUGGGAUUGAAGGUUGGACCGUUCUACACCAAGCAAUAUGUAUCCCAGGAAGCAAUUACAUAUGCGGCGUUUAAACUUCUAGGGUAUGUUAUCUCACUUACAUCAUUGUCCACUUUGAGGAAAACAAAAUGCAUGACCUUAAUAGCCAUUAAUUUUCUAACAAAAAUGCUACUUGUAAUGUAUUUUAAGUUGUUUCCUCGUUAGAAUUGAGAACCAUCAUUGUCUCUUGUCGUGUUUCUUCUGAAAAUUUGACUUAUUGUGCAAUGUGGCUGUAGUUAUCAAGUAUUACACCUGCAAGUAUCCAAUAGACAUAGAUUUUUCUGAA
Molecule: messenger RNA, 2299 nt
Organism: Sesamum indicum (sesame)
Lineage: Eukaryota; Viridiplantae; Streptophyta; Magnoliopsida; Lamiales; Pedaliaceae
Gene: CENP-C
Product: centromere protein C
Biological process (GO): kinetochore assembly; spindle attachment to meiosis I kinetochore; attachment of mitotic spindle microtubules to kinetochore
Cellular component (GO): kinetochore
Molecular function (GO): centromeric DNA binding
Source: RefSeq, a predicted model, not a curated record